This is a messenger RNA of Daphnia magna, 2874 nucleotides long. RefSeq lists its product as uncharacterized. Lineage: Eukaryota; Metazoa; Arthropoda; Branchiopoda; Diplostraca; Daphniidae. The coding region runs from base 430 to 2874 and encodes 814 amino acids. The transcript has 2 exons. The record is from RefSeq and is a predicted model, not a curated record.
UCUCAUUUCCUUGGCUGUCAGUAGCUUUUGUUGUAUUACUACAAUUACUUAUACUUAUUUAAUAUUUAAAAAUCAAACAAUGGGUCUAAUUUUUUUUUAGUACCAUUCCCGGAUUCACAACCAAAUUGCCAUUGGGUUACCAACCAUACCCCCAUUGAAGGACGCUUUCGCCUCUUCGCCAUCGAGUCUAAUAUCACAUCCCGGAUUAUCAGGACUUUUUAUUUCAAGUAAGUAUUCCUGAACCCUAUCCUUCCCCCACCCAUCUUGCAAAGGACUAUCAUCACCGAUAGGCUAACUGUGGUGGGAUACAGAUAUAGCGGUCGGUUGUUGUUCCACCCAGAGCAUGCGUGUUAGUUAUUAAGUCAUUUAAUUAAGGAAUUUAAUAGUGUUUGACCCUCAAAAUGCCCCCAAAACGAAAUCAACUAACUGAUGAAGAGAAAGCAAAAAAAAAAUGCAGAACUAAGAGCGAAAAGAAAGGAAGAAAAAACGGAAGCGAAGGAAUGGAGAUUGCGAGCUGGCAGGGAACGUUACGCCGAAAGGAAACGUACAAGAACCCAAGAAGAAGUUAUCCAAAAUCAGGGUGAACAGGCUAAACGACAACGUAAAGUACGUCAACAGGAAAUUCCCGAAAUGAGAGAAGAAAGACGCAGAAUUGACAAAGACUACCACCAGAAUCGACGUGCAGCAAAUGAAGUUGAAGCAAACCACGCAAGAAGAAGCGUAGAAGAAAUUCAUCACGGAAUUCGUCUUAUUGAAGAAACACAGGAGGUGGCGGAAUUAACAAGUGAAGCGAAUGAAGAGCAAUCUACGGCAACUGAAAACGAUGGACCAGAAAUUUUCUUGGAUGGUUUGGAAAGUGUUGAUUGGACACAAUGUGAUCAAGAAACUGAAGAUUUACGACGAGCAAAGUAUGCUCAAGAACAUGCAGAUAUUGUUCCAGUCGAAACAGAAGAAGAGCAACGUCACCGACAAGAAUUUUUGGAGCAAAAUCGGCAAACAAAGGUGAAGAAGACUCAUCAAUUAGCUCAGAAGCCAAUCUUAGAUGAAAGUAAAAUUAAGAUUUAUUCAUGCGGGAAAAUGGACGUGAGUUGUGAAUUCUGCGGAGCAAUUCAUUUCAAAGGCGAAAUGGCAAGUGGCAAGAAAUUUAAUCUUUGUUGUUCUAAAGGAAAGGUGAUUCUCCCUCCUCCUAAGGAAUGCCCAGAAUUGCUUCAAAUGUUAUUUACCAACUGCCAUCCUAAAUCUGCAAGUUUCAUCAAAGAUGCCCGAAAGUACAACAAUGCUCUCGCAUUUGCAUCACUGGGAGCAUCCAUUGACAAUCUACGAGGAAGAGGACCAUAUUGUUACAAGAUUCAUGGGCAACUUUACCACAAUACAACUGCUGUUCAAUUCUAUGAUGAAGAAACAUCCGUUCCUCCCGCUCUCAAGUACGCGCAACUAUAUUUCCUGGAUUCUGCUCAAGCGAACGAACAACGAUUAAAUAAUCCAGCAAACAGAAGCUGUGAUAGUGCUCUCAUGGAACAACUUGAUGCUCUCAUUCGUCGUGUUAAUCCAUAUGCUGUCAUGUACAAAAACAUGCGUCAAGUGGCUAUGGAAGAGGACCGUCAAGCAGCAGUUGAAGGUAGGGCUCCGUUAGUGAUUUCAAUGGUUAUUCAUAACGAUCGAAGAACACAGGAUGAAAGAAGAUACAAUAGCCCUGCAGGAGAAGAAAUUGCGGUUGUGUUUAAAAGCAUUGAUGGAGCACCCCCUGAAAACAGGGAUGUCCGAGGGCAUCUAUUAAUUCCACGGAGAGGAAAAGUUUUCAUUAGGAUUGAUACUCAAAAACCCAUGUGCGAUCCCAUGACGUACCCAUUGCUUUUUCCGAAUGGUGACAAUGGAUGGGAUCAAAAUUUAAAACGAAGAAAUCUAAAUGAAGACCAAGAUAAUGUUUCCCAUGAUCAUGAUGAAGAACAAGAAUUAUUGGCUGAAGAAUCUAGAAUCGCAGACUUAAACGACGAAGAAGACCAGAUGCGAACUGAAAUUGUACCGGAACCAGAAUUUGAAACAGAAGUCGACAUUGAUCCUGAUGUUCCAGUACCAAUCUAUGACGUCAACCGAAGAGGACCGCGUUCCAGAAUAACUCAGUGUGAGUUUUAUAGUAGUCAACUCUCGAUACGUAAAGGGAUUUUUAAUGCGGUUUUAUACGGAGGACCGCUGUUUCAACAAUAUGUUGUUGAUGCGUACGUGGAAGUUGAGGCGAACAGGAUCCAUUACAUUCAAACGCAUCAAAAGGAUCUGCACGUCGCACAGUAUAAUGGUCUUAUGGACUAUAUUACGACACGAGCUGAAAGAGACAACAUUACUGUAGGGACACCUGUGAUUUUACCUUCGUCUUUCAUAGGUAGUCCAAGAGCGAUGAAACAAGGAUAUCAAGAUGCAAUGGCUAUUUGCAGUAGAUUUGGAAAGCCGACUUAUUUCCUCACAUUUACCUGUAAUCCAAAGUGGCAAGAGAUUACGGAGAGCAUCGAGAGCUAUCAAGUAGCAGCCAACAGACCUAACGUUGUCGCAAGAGUCUAUCAACUUAAAUUAAAAGAACUCAUCAAAGAUAUUCAAGAAAAACAAAUUUUAGGGGUUGUUGUUGCAAGAAUUCACGUAAUUGAAUUUCAAAAGCGAGGCCUACCCCAUUGCCUUAUGUUGAUAUGGAUUGAUCAACAUGACGUUCCUACAACUGAAUCUGAAAUCGACAAGACAAUUUCAGCUGAAAUUCCGGAUCCAGAAACACACACAGAACUUCACAAAAUAAUCAUGAGCAACAUGAUUCAUGGUCCGUGUGGUACCAUUAAUCCAAACUCACCCUGCAUGGACGAAGACGAGACACCGGUAUUUCGUAUCCUCUAA